Messenger RNA from Gracilinanus agilis (Agile Gracile Mouse Opossum), 276 nucleotides. Its product is annotated as defensin-A3-like. The coding region runs from base 1 to 276 and encodes 91 amino acids. The record is from RefSeq and is a predicted model, not a curated record. The transcript is spliced from 2 exons. Gene Ontology annotation, biological process: antibacterial humoral response; cellular response to lipopolysaccharide; defense response to Gram-negative bacterium. Gene Ontology annotation, cellular component: extracellular matrix; extracellular region. NCBI's taxonomy places the organism in Eukaryota, Metazoa, Chordata, Mammalia, Didelphimorphia, Didelphidae.
AUGAAGACCUUCUUCCUUCUCACAGUUGUUAUCUUCUUGACCAUCCAUGUCCAGGCUGAGAGAAAAGAAGAGAUUCUGACUCAGGAAGAGGCUAUGGCUGAGAAUGAGUCUCCUAAACUCCCUUCCAUGGAAGCUGAGGACUCCGAUGUAAUGACUUCAGAUCCUCAACAGAAAAGACUCCUCCUCUGCUUUUGUAGAAAAUUCUGCUUUUUCUGGGAAAAAAAACGUGGCACUUGCCGGAUCAAUGGUGUAUAUUAUCGAUUUUGCUGCAUUUAA